This is a messenger RNA of Penicillium daleae, 360 nucleotides long. RefSeq lists its product as uncharacterized. Bases 1 to 360 code for a protein of 119 amino acids. NCBI's taxonomy places the organism in Eukaryota, Fungi, Ascomycota, Eurotiomycetes, Eurotiales, Aspergillaceae. The record is from RefSeq and is a predicted model, not a curated record. The transcript has 3 exons.
AUGACAAUGGAUCCUACUCUCCCAGCUGGUGGGUUUCCACCAACUCCUCCACAGACAUCAGAGGAGGAGAAGACUCCAGACCACCGUCUGGAAGUCCCCUUGGAACCAUAUCCUCCAGUGCCAAUGUACGCCAUAAACAAUGGUUUGGAUCAAGGAGCAUUGCACGGAAUUGGAAUCAACCCUCAUUCUCAGCCUCCACAAGUUAUCUAUCCUGUCCCCGCAUCUUUCUAUCCCCCAACCGGCGAAUAUCAGCCUCCUUCUUUCACGUACGCCCCCAGCAGAGAGGUUGUCUUCUUCUUCGCCAUCAUGGUCUCCGCCAAGUCGCAAUCAAAACCCAGCCUCCAAAUCCAAAGUCACUAA